Messenger RNA from Crotalus tigris (Tiger rattlesnake), 8340 nucleotides. RefSeq names its product glycogen synthase kinase 3 beta (gene GSK3B). The transcript has 13 exons. Gene Ontology annotation, molecular function: ATP binding; tau-protein kinase activity; beta-catenin binding. Gene Ontology annotation, biological process: insulin receptor signaling pathway; negative regulation of canonical Wnt signaling pathway; protein phosphorylation. The record is from RefSeq and is a predicted model, not a curated record. NCBI's taxonomy places the organism in Eukaryota, Metazoa, Chordata, Lepidosauria, Squamata, Viperidae. Bases 2650 to 4038 code for a protein of 462 amino acids. Gene Ontology annotation, cellular component: axon; nucleus; beta-catenin destruction complex.
AAGUCACCAGCCAACUUUGAUGCCUAAGGUGGAACUACAACUGUUUCCAUGUUUCUAGCCUGGUGCCUUAACUAAUUUCUUAUAGAGCUUAGUUUCCAACCACUUGAUCAACCUUGUUGCCAUUCUGUAAACUUAUUCUACUACCGAUAUGCUGAAUAGGAGAAAGAUUUCUACAAGGCAUGAUAUGGUCAAUGCAAAAGACAGUUAACUCCUGAUGAUUUGGCAAUUACAUUUAUAUCAAUGCAGUAUAAUUACAGUUCAUUUGCAGUAAUGUUAUACUGUUGACUAAUUCAAAUUCUGGUCAACCACAAUUCCAAGUGUUAUCUCAUUUAAUUUUUUGUUAUGUAUUUCACAGCCAUCCUUUCAACUCUUGUUAAUAAAAAUGUGAAUGGAGCAGAAACCUACAGCAUACCGUUUAGUAUUUCCUUUCAGUUUGAUGAACUAAUGAACUCUUUUCAAGAGUCUUGAGCCAACAGUAUUCACGUAAUUAAAGCCAUAAUUAUGUAUUUUACCAAUCUAAACUUCUGAGGUAUUGUUUAGAUGUCAUGCUGUUGAUCAAAAAUGAGAUAAGGUUAGCCUGUCAAGACUUGUUCUUGGCAAAUUAAUGCUGACCUAGCAAGAGAAGUUUUUGGGCAAUGCACAAAAUGAUUUUUUAGACGGUGCAGCUAUUUGGUACGGUCUUCUCAAAGGUUAAUAUAUCAAUACUUGUGAUUGAACAUUUAGAGGCAUCGUACCCUCGAAGGCAAGUGGAGGUAAACUAUAGGAGAGAGCUAGUUCCUUGUUCGGCAGCACAGUGCAAGUAAUCGUGGAAAGCAAAUUGCUUAGCUAAGCGGAUCCACCUGGAGUCGUGGUGGAACUUCCUUUCUUCCCUCAAACCGCGGCAUCACUAAGAUUAACUCGGUUAUCGGCGCGCAGGGCGACGACUGCAGUUUACUGCGUCCCUUAAGCGGUACCGACACAUUUGACUGGGCCUCCCUCCCCAGCGGAGGAGGCGACAUACGGCCAUCAAAGCACAGCAAGUUCCAACAAGAGAAAAUCCGAGUUACAGCCGUGCUUUCGGGGCGACGGAGCAGCUCUGUCCCGCCUGCAGUGCCUACUGGAGGACGCCCUUAGCGCCCCAAUAGGGGCUCUGGCGCCCCAGAGAAGUUCCCGUUGAAGCUCCGCCCAUUUCGCAUCAGCCUCCUCUCCGAGUUCGUCCAAAUGCCGUGGGAAGUAUACGUGAGUUCCAUUGGUUCUGCAGCGGUGACAAUUCAGGCCCCGACGUUUUUCAUUGGAUCCCAGAAAGGAAAGAAUGUGCUGCCCGAUUAUUUUCGUAGCUCUUCUGUCAUUGGCUGCUUAUAUAGCGCGGAUGCUUCCUUUCCACAAGCGGCGAUUGGUCCCGAUGUAGUGCUAGAAGGGAGGGCUCUGUGCGUUCACUUUCUUCUGAUUGGAUUUUUCUCCGAAGCUAUUCGGCUCGGAAACCGUUCGGGUGUUCGGCUCGGCAUCCACGGAAGACGCUUAGCAAGGCUGCGUAACUGGGCUUUGAGGGGAACGCGUGCGUAAUACCGACGAGAGCGCAGCGGUUCUUUCCGAGUCCAGAGAAAUGGGGCGGUCGGUUCCGUAUUCCCGAAGAGUAGUCCGUAGGGGCGCGUAAGCCGAGUAAGGAGCUAGAACCUGGUGGCCGUACCAACAGCAACCGAGAGAGAAGCUGCUGCAACGGCCCCGUAAGCGAGUAGCGGACAAAGGAACCCGAGCGAAGGGGUGGCGGAGGCGGGGCCAAGCGAGACCCAUCGCCAGCAACGUCGCAGCCGGCUGAGUCGGAAAGAUCUGCCGCUUAGCAGAACCAUGGAUCACCCCGCCGUCCUCCAACUGCACUGCAGCGCCGUCCGCCUGAGCCGCCCCUCCGGACGCGAUUUGCCCGCCCCACGGGCGCUAUGAGAACUCCGGCGGCACUCGGCCCCCGCGUUGUCGAGCGAGAGACGGAGUGACCAGGCAGGUAGGCAGGCAGGAAGGAAGGAAGGCAGGAGCCCGCUCCUAAGGCCGCCCCUCCCCCGCGCCCUUCCUGCCCCCGCCGCCUCUCCUCAUACGGCCCCGGCGGUUUGGCCGCCACUCUGUCAGGUUCUUUUCGGCAGCGGACGCGCCACCCUCGCGUCAUAUUCCUCCGCCGGCAAAUAGUCCGUCCCUUCACUGUGUCUCCCCAGCGCCCCCAUCCCGAGGGAAAAAAAAAAACCUCUCUUCUGGCCGUCGCCUUCUCACGUGACUGACUCGCUACCUAGGAAAAGGAAGGAAGGCGGGCGAGCGAGGAAGAAGAAAGGCGUCGCAUCGGAGAGCCGAGCGGUGCUGCUUCUCUUUCCUGCCCCUCGCAUCAGAAAGGGGCGGGGAGUGACUGGAUUGUAGGGCUGGGCGGAGGCGGCCGCAAGCCCAGGCGCUGCCGCUGCUAUUGCUACGGUAAUAGGAAUGAAGAGGAUGGUGGCCUGCUGACGAUAAAGCGAAGUGGAAAAGGGGCUGGGCAAGACUAAAGGCGGGCGCCCUCCUUUAAGGGUGGGGGGCCUGAUCUUCACACUCUCCUUUUCUUCGCUGAGAGGACGAAACGGAGCAGAGAAAAGGAAGAAAAAUCAGAGGAGGAGAAAGUCGAUCCGAUAGGGAGGAAAAGCUAACAGCUAACAAACCAUGUCAGGGCGCCCGAGAACCACCUCCUUUGCAGAAAGCUGCAAACCGGUGCAGCAGCCUUCAGCCUUCGGCAGCAUGAAAGUUAGCAGAGACAAAGAUGGCAGCAAAGUGACUACAGUAGUAGCAACUCCUGGACAAGGUCCAGAUAGGCCCCAAGAAGUUAGUUAUACAGACACUAAAGUGAUCGGGAAUGGAUCUUUUGGUGUUGUUUAUCAAGCCAAACUCUGUGACUCAGGAGAGCUGGUUGCCAUUAAAAAAGUUCUGCAAGACAAGAGAUUUAAGAAUCGAGAGCUUCAAAUCAUGAGAAAGCUUGAUCAUUGUAACAUUGUCAGAUUACGUUAUUUCUUUUACUCCAGUGGAGAAAAGAAAGAUGAGGUAUAUCUUAAUUUGGUGUUGGACUAUGUUCCUGAGACAGUAUACAGAGUGGCAAGGCAUUAUAGUAGAGCCAAACAGACACUCCCCAUGAUAUUUGUGAAGUUGUAUAUGUAUCAAUUAUUCCGAAGUUUAGCUUAUAUCCAUUCCUUUGGAAUAUGUCAUCGGGAUAUAAAACCACAGAAUCUUUUGUUGGACCCUGACACAGCUGUUCUAAAACUUUGUGAUUUUGGAAGCGCAAAGCAGCUAGUUCGUGGAGAGCCUAAUGUCUCUUACAUCUGCUCUCGAUAUUAUAGAGCACCAGAGUUAAUUUUUGGAGCCACAGAUUAUACUUCUAGUAUAGAUGUUUGGUCAGCAGGUUGUGUGUUGGCAGAAUUAUUAUUAGGACAACCAAUUUUCCCAGGAGAUAGUGGUGUAGAUCAGUUGGUGGAAAUAAUUAAGGUCCUUGGAACUCCCACAAGAGAACAAAUUAGAGAAAUGAAUCCAAACUACACAGAAUUUAAAUUUCCUCAGAUUAAAGCACAUCCAUGGACUAAGGACUCGUCAGGAACAGGACAUUUCACCUCAGGAGUACGGGUCUAUAAAGCAAUUGCCGCUCUUGGAAUGAAAGAAUUAGGAGAACAGCUGAGAGUGCCUCAUCACUCUCCUGGCUUAAGUUAUAAGGUCUUCCGACCCCGCACUCCACCAGAAGCAAUAGCUCUAUGUAGCCGCCUGUUGGAAUAUACCCCAACUGCCCGCCUGACUCCACUGGAAGCAUGUGCACAUUCUUUCUUUGAUGAAUUACGGGACCCAAAUAUCAAAUUGCCAAGUGGUCGAGAGAAACCUGCACUCUUUAACUUUACUACUCAAGAAUUGUCAAGCAAUCCAUCUCUGGCUUCAAUCCUCAUACCUGCUCAUGCUCGAAAUCAAGCCGCUGUUUCAACUCCUACCAAUACUCCAGCAGCCUCAGAUGCCAGUGCAGGUGAUCGAGUUCAGAUCAAUAAUGUAGCUUCAACAUCAGCUUCCAACUCCACCUGAAAUGAUCUCAAGCAGCAGCUUGUACAGGAACAAUCACCAGUAAUUUUGAGUCUUACUCAGCAAUACUGGUCACGUUUGGAAAGAAAAUGUAAAAAGAAGGGGAAAAACUGUUCAUUAUAGUGUUGGAUUUUUAAAAAAUUGUUGUUCUUAUUUAACCUUGUAAAAAACCAGUUUCAUUGUAUACUUACUCUGCAGGCUCUUUGGGGCAGGGGAAUAAGUGGGGUGGGGAAAAGGGAAAUGGAUUAUUAGAACACCAAUUUCUCUUUCCAUGACAAUCUUCUAAUUUCAGAUAAUUGCUGUUGUGUACUUUAGAAUCAGGAAUCUUAUCUGACGACCUCCAACAAUCACCGUUAUCAUCAGAAAAAAAGGAAAGGAAGAAACCCCUCAUUCUGUUGAAGCCUUGUAUUUUUAAGUGAAGUUUCAAUUUUUGGUGUAGUGCACAACUUGAAUUUGGUUAGGAGUUUAACAGAAGUUGCUCAUCUUGAGUAUUAUUUGCUGGAAUUAAAUGUCUUCAUGUUGGGUGAGGAGGAAGAACAAGAUGAGGUGCUACACUAUGCUGAGUUGCCAAAGGGAACUAGGAAGGAGGGGGGGGGGAGUUACAGUGUGAAAAAAAGCUUGAAAUAAUAAGGAACAAAUCAUCUUAAAUUUUCAUUUGCCUCUGAAGAAUUCUGCAGACAUUAUACUAUUGGCUUGAAUAUACCUAUCCCAAUGUUUUAGGAGUUGGAUAAUAAAAAAAAAGGGUCUGGAAAACAUAGAAGAAAGCCUGACUAAUCUAUACCCACACCUCAGUAGAUGGGAGUUAGGUGUACAUGUCCCUCCAUGCCAGAAAAUACAAAAAUCCUCCUGCAUUCUGUUCAUUCCUUUUGAUUCUAAAUUGAUUCUGUUCUUGAGGAGGAACAUUGGGGGGAAAGAUGCAAGGAUAUAAUGUGAAUGGACAUACUAUUUUCAUAGCAUACAGGGCUUUUAAGUUGAUAGAUUUAUUUAAUGGGUAGAAUUAAAUCCUGAUUUAUAUUUAAAUUCACCGUUUUCAGCCUCUUCUUUUCUAACCUUUGUUUACUGGUUUUCAGAAGUUGCUUUUGUCACAGUGGAGAAUAUUAAUCUGUAGAAAAAGAGUUCACUUGCUCCAAGUGUCAAGUAUGUGUGUAUGUAUAUAUUUUGUGUUUUAUAUGUGCACACAAGCAUUCGUGCAUAUAUAUAGCGCUACUUUUAUUUUUUACAUCUAGAGCAGAAAUGCCUGUUUGCUACGUCUUUGUUCUGGAUAAUUAAAUUGUGGCCAAAGGUCUCUGUGACAUGAAAGCAAUAUGCCUUGAACAGUUUGAGAAAGAAUGUCAUUACUAAUGCAUAAAGCACUAAUGGAUUCUUGUGACUAGCUUCCUCUUUGAAUUGAUAGCUGUACUUACUUAGCUUUGCAUCAGAUUUGCUUUUCCUUGCAAUAUCUUUCAUUGGUGAACCUUUUGAAAUUAGAUUUGGACCAAGGAGAGUAAGUAGUUUAUAUUCAUUUCUUAGGUGUGAAGUCAUUGGGGGAAGAAAAGUAGAGUCUCAAAUGGAGAAUGGGGCAUGCCCAGAAAGGAGUAGUGGCUUCUCUAAAAAAAAAAAAAAAAAAAAAUCAGAUGACUUUAAAGACCAUACGCAUCACAACUUAAACUAGACAGUCAGGAAGCUUUCUUUCAAAAACUAAAGCUAGAGAACUAGAAAAGAACCCAUAAUGGGUGAGAGGCCUGGAAGACUCUCUUGCUGCAUGGCUUGAGCCUACUGGCAUCUUUCAUGUUGAGCAGGCGGCCAUCAUAGUCAAAGCUCAGUUUUGUGGUCUGAAUUCAGGAAGAGGAGAUCUUAGGAGGUUUUGUAUUAUUUUCAUUGAUUUAAAUAAUAGGAGAGAAAAAUUAAAAGCUUUAACACUUUUUUUAAUAUGUGUGUCUGUGUGCGUGUGUGUGUGUAUAUAUAUAUAAAAACUAGGAUCCUGAUUUUUUUUUCCCUAAGGAUCAUGGCAGAACUGCAAGCAAAAUUUUAUAUAAAUCUAGAUCUAGGUGUUUCAGUAUCAUUUUUUGUAAAUAAACUGACAAAAGCUCCUCACCAAAUUCAAGUUUGUACAUUAGUUCUUAAACUUUUAAGUUGUAUUGCUUUAUAUGUAAAUACGUGGACACAGGAACUGUUAUUAAUGAACAAAUGUUAUCAUUCAGGGCAGUUAAUUUGUUUUAAUAAUCAGACAAAAUGUAGACAAGCUUUUUAAAGCCAUAUAGUUCUAACUAUGUACAGUAGAUAACUGGCCUGUAUUAUUGUAACAAUAACUCUAGCAAUGUAUAGUGUAUCUAUAUAGUUUGGAGUGCCUUUGCUUCCAUGAUUUUUUUUCCUUCCUUUUUGUAACAGAUGCCUCAUAUGUGCAGAUAUGCUUCCCUUUUUUCAGCCAUUUCAUGGUCAGUAGCAGCGUUAAAAAAAAAUGUGUCCAAACAUCCAUGGCUGUGUUCAUCCUGCUGAAUUGAUAGCAACGAGUUACAGCUCAACAGUAUCUGGAUAGCCACCAUUUUCCCAGUAUUUUUGCACACUUAUUUAAACAUAUCUCCACUGUAACUGGUUUCAUUAUAUAGAUAACACUUUGGUAUCUAAAAUGACAGGUUUAUCGUUUACAGAUUCUUGCCCAAUAUGUUGUUCGGUAGGUCUUGUUUGAUCACUGCUGCUUAGAGCUUUUGCUUGGUCAUGUUGUUUAUUCAGAGACAGAAUUGGAGAUUGUAAAAUAAGUAAGCAGCUGUAACUGGGGAGGGAAGUACUGGGAUCAAAUACAUACACCUGUAUAUUUUAGAUUUAAAAAUCUUGUAAGCCUUUUUGGACAGAAAGAAAGUUGUGGUAUUAAGUGUCUAUUACAAGGGUAGGCAACCUUGGCUGUUUUAUGACUCGUGGACUUCAACUCCCAGAAUUCCUGAGUCAGCUGACUCAGGAAUUCUGGGAGUUGAAGUCCACGAGUCAUAAAAUAGCCAAGGUUGCCUCCCCCUGGUCUACUUCCAUAGAUUAGCAACUCUGUUCUCUGUUCUCAUUUACUUGCCAAUUUUUUAUGAACAUUAAUUUUUGUGCUCAGCACAAAGGCCUUGCUUUUAAAACUCUGCUCAUAUAUAUUCAACUUGUUAAUAUUCUACAUGAGGUUUUCUUUAAUGACAAAAUGCUGAACUUUUUAUCAAACCAAAGGUUGCUUUUUUAAAAGUUUUUUGUAACCAUCUUCUGUUCAUUCCAGUAAGACAGAGGAUGCCAUUUUUCUGGUGACAUAAAAGUCAGUGAAAAUAUUUUGUUUCUGACAGUCCACUUGGAAUUUAAAUUUUAUGGUUUGUUUUUAAAUGAAGUACCGUAUAGUCUCUCAAUCUAUCCUUUGCGUUGCAGUUGUGCAUAAUCCUACAAUGGCAUUAAUGAUAUUCUCUGUGUCAUUGACUGAAAAUCAGAAAAAAGGCACUAGUAAUCUUAAUUUUGAAGUAUGUCCUUUCAAACAAUGUUAUGGAUUUUUUAAACAUAUUAUUUUAAUGCCAUCUAGCUGGUGCUUGAAUAAGCUUCUAUGAAUAAGCCAAGAAAUAGUUGAUGUCUGUAAUUAGUGUUAAUUUAAAACAAUCCCUAAUUAAAAAUAUUAUCAGCAUUUUUCUCCAUUAAAUAUCUUAGCCUCUAGAGAUCAAAGCCAGUAAUAAAAAGCACAGUUUGUUGUUUAGCCCAGAACUGAUAUUUUUCAGAUGUGCUCAUCAGAACUCCUUUUAAUUCCUAAUAUUUCUACAGGAACUAAUUCCUUGCUUCAUUUUGCAACAAGGCAAUAAAAGCAAAAUGACUGGUACCUAAAGGGUUAGCUUGAGAUAUGUCUCUUUCUAGUGUUGUUUGUUCUUGGUUUUUUGGGGAAAAACACAAAAAACCAUUUAUAUAUAUAAAUAAUACGCUUGCUUGUAAAAUUUGCAUUUGUUACUAUGUUGCUGAUCACUUGGGCUUGUACACACAAUUAGCGUGAUCACUUUCAUCUUAAAAGCAGAGUUCUAAAUAUAUAUAUAAUGGACUAUGGGUUGUAUACAAACUAUUGCAUACACACGCAAAGCUGUCUUGAUUCAAAGAAGCAAAACAUGUAUAACGUUAUUACUACUUGAAUGCCUCUGUGACUGAUUACUUUUUCAUUUUAAGUAUAAACUUUUUUGUGGUAUGUAUGCUUAAUGUUCAUUAUUUUAUCUCCUCCCUUCGGCUCCUUUGUAAAUACAUUAUGUUCUGUGUGACUUGGUUUGGAAAUAGUUAACUGGUACUGUAAUUUGCAUUAAAUAAAAUGUAGGUUAGCCUGGUCAUGAAAUUUAAAAA